CCAGGUCCUUCCCAUAAACCAAGAGAUCCUACUCAUCAAAUUCAUGAACACCCUCCACCAUGCAACUUAGUCUAUAUACCAUUCUCGGGCUGGCCCUCCCCCUCGCCGUGACUGCCAGCCCUCUGACCAAAAGAAAGGAGGUGCCGUGCACGAUAGUCAGCAACGACGGCUGGGUCAAGUGUCGCCGAUCACCUCGGCUGGAUGCGUACUAUGACACGAGAUACGCCGACGGAUACAAUGAUGACUUCAAAUGCUACAAGGUUGGAGACUGCUACAAGGGGAACUGCACAUGGGAUUUUAAUGGCUCUUGCUAUGUCAACGGCUAUUAUACCAGUUCCAACUGUAAUACGAAAAAUUUGCCCAAGUGCUAGAAUCAAUUGGGUAUGACUCCAAGACAGAAUGGGUUAAGGAGUUUGGGUCGGCGUUUGUAGGGAGUUCAAGUUUCUCUCAAGGCUUGAAGUACCCGGGGUUGCUUGUUCUUGCCAUGCAGAUGGCACCAACCUAAGCAGUGAUCGUCGGUUGAAUACGAGGUGAAUUUUGUAGAGAUGAAAGGGUGGGGCGAAUGAACAGCUAGAUGAUUUAAAAUAACCCACAUACCAGCGGUUAUGUAGUGCUCCUUUUUGAAUGGUUCACUAUUCGAAGUGUAGAUUAUAUGCUGCGCUUUUUGUGAGUACAAGACCGAAAAGUUUGAAUGGGCCAGCGAUUGUGGAGAUACAUGUACAUAAAUUCAAUCAGCGACAAAAC
This is a messenger RNA of Aspergillus candidus, 744 nucleotides long. RefSeq lists its product as uncharacterized. The transcript has 3 exons. The record is from RefSeq and is a predicted model, not a curated record. NCBI's taxonomy places the organism in Eukaryota, Fungi, Ascomycota, Eurotiomycetes, Eurotiales, Aspergillaceae. Bases 60 to 371 code for a protein of 103 amino acids.